AUGUCAAUCAUCGGCAACCUACCUCCCAUAUCCCUCAUGAUCUUCACAGCCCUUGUUAUGUUGACCUACCUCCUCUUAAACUUCCUCUGCUCCGUCUGUGAUCCCCUCGAACCUCCCAUGGCCGCAACACGCAUUCCAUACAUCGGUCACAUCCUUGGAUUCGCACGACAAAAAUUCAACUAUUAUGUUGAUCUCAGCCAGACAACAGGCCUCCCAAUUCUUACCAUACGUGUUCCAGGCGCCAAAAUGUACAUUGUGAAUACAACCGAAUUAAUCCAGGCUGUCCAAAAACUACCCAAAAAACUUGCAUUUCCGCCUAUUUCGGCAAAAUUCGCAAAUCGACUUUGUGGAGUGAGUAGGAAAGCGAGGGAUGUAUUGGCGGUGAAUGUUAAUGGAGAUGGAGGGGAUUGGGGAUUGAAUAUGGAGGCGACACAUGUGAUGAAGAGGGCGACGGCGCCGGGACCAGGCUUGGAUGGUAUGAAUAGGGUUAUGAUUGGGAUUGUUGCGGAGAGUUUGGAUGGGUUGAUUGGGGAGGGAAGGGAGAAUGUGGAGAUUGGACUUCACAUGUGGUUGAGGGGUUUGAUUACGAUGGCGACGACGGAAUCGGUUUAUGGACCGAGAAAUCCUUAUAGGGAUGUGAAGGUUCAGAAGAGCUUUUGGUAUUUCUCUUUGGUGGCUUGUGUGCAGGUUUUGAAGACUAAUCAUUGCGUUAGGGAGGUGGAGAGUCAGAUGAUGAGAUUGUUAAUCGGAAUACUACCUUCUGUUUUCGCUCGCAAAGGUAUCGCAGCACGAAGAAGAGUCACAAAAGCUUUCGAAUCUUAUUACGCAGGAAGUGAUUUCAAAGAUGCUUCUCUGCUUGCGCAAGCUCGUUUAGAGGUCAAUAUGAAGCAUGGCAUUCCAAUGAAAGAUGUCGCUAGAUAUGAAACAGUCAUCGGAGUUGCUAUUAUUGUCAAUACCGCACCUGCUCUAUUUUGGUUAAUAUUCUUCAUCUAUUCGAACCCUGAACUCCUGGAAGAAAUUCGGGGUGAGAUUGAGGCAAUUGUGGAAACAAGCUUCAAUGAAGACGGAAGUUCGACACGAAGUCUCGAUAUCACGAAUGUGAAGAAAAAAUGUCAUCUUCUCUUAUCGACUUUUCAAGAAACUCUUCGUCAUCGAUCUGCCGGGACUUCUGUCCGCAUAGUCAUGGAGGAUACGUUGCUAGACGACAAGUGGCUAUUAAAGAAAAACUCCAUCAUCCAAAUGCCCGGUCGAGUAAUCCAUAUGGAUUCCAAAAUCUGGGGACCAGACGUUGCAGAUUUCAAUCCUCGACGAUUUCUCAAAGGCAAAAAUAUCAAGCGUCCUAACCCAGCCGCACUUCGUACAUUUGGUGGUGGGACUACUUUAUGUCCCGGUCGUCACUUCGCUACGAAUGAAAUAUUGGCUAUCGUUUCGAUGUUUGUCAUGCGGUUUGAUAUGAGACCAGUGGAAGAGCACUGGAGAUUGCCAAAAUCUGAUAAUACGAAUGUGACUACUGUGAUAUUAGAACCGGAUACGGAUAUUGAUGUGAUCGUAUCUCAAAGGGAAGAGGUUGGAGAUGGAAAGUGGAAGUUUAAGUUGUCGGACUCUAAGAUCAUAGCUUCGGUGGUUGUUGAGGAUCGCGUUGAUUCGUAA
Botrytis porri is the source of this 1650-nucleotide messenger RNA. RefSeq lists its product as uncharacterized. The transcript has a single exon. The coding region runs from base 1 to 1650 and encodes 549 amino acids. The record is from RefSeq and is a predicted model, not a curated record. Gene Ontology annotation, molecular function: iron ion binding; heme binding; monooxygenase activity. NCBI's taxonomy places the organism in Eukaryota, Fungi, Ascomycota, Leotiomycetes, Helotiales, Sclerotiniaceae.